AUGGCGUAUCCAGGGUUGCGAAAUUAUGGCCUAAUGCCAGGAUUCCUUAUGCUAUCUCACCGCAUUACUCAUCUCAUGAACGCGCUCUUCUUGCUCGAGCUGUCAAGCAGUAUCACGAGAAGACGUGUAUUCGGUUUGUGCCUCGGUCUGGCGGUGAACCUGAUUAUUUAUUCAUCGGGAAAGUGGACGGUUGCUUUUCCGAAGUCGGUCGAACAUCCGGUGUGCAGGUUACUGUCGCUGGACAACGGCUGUAUGGAAUACGCCACGAUCAUCCACGAGAUGAUGCAUGUCGUCGGAUUUUAUCACGAGCAUGAGCGGUGGGAUCGCGAUAACUUUAUCGACAUCAUCUGGCAGAAUAUCGACAGAGGUGCACUGGACCAGUUUGGAAAGGUAGAUUUGAGUAAAACAUCUUACUAUGGACAACCAUACGACUACAAAUCUAUACUACACUACGACAUAAGAACGGCUUUCCGACGAUGUUACCGAAACAAAAAUUACCACGAGAAGACGUGUAUUCGGUUUGUGCCUCGGUCUGGCGGUGAACCUGAUUAUUUAUUCAUCGGGAAAGUGGACGGUUGCUUUUCCGAAGUCGGUCGAACAUCCGGUGUGCAGGUGCUGUCGUUGGACAACGGCUGUAUGGAAUACGCCACGAUCAUCCACGAGAUGAUGCAUGUCGUCGGAUUUUAUCACGAGCAUGAGCGGUGGGAUCGCGAUAACUUUAUCGACAUCAUCUGGCAGAAUAUCGACAGAGGUAGGUGCACUGACCAGUUUGGAAAGGUAGAUUUGAGUAAAACAUCUUACUAUGGACAACCAUACGACUACAAAUCUAUACUACACUACGACAGUCUGGCAUUUCGAGCUAUAAGAACUGCGCUUUUUCGACGAUGUUACCGAAACAAAAAUGUAGGUAUACCCUUUACUCUAGGGAAUAGAAGUAAUUUGGCUGAUAGAGAUGGCCUGAAAAAAAAAAUUGAAAGGCCAGUCCACUCUAAGUUUAAUUGGGCGCGUAUUCACUUAAAGGGGUGGCUUCUGGGUUGCUUACCACUUUCGAUUCUUGGUGACAUUUUG
Messenger RNA from Ostertagia ostertagi, 1068 nucleotides. NCBI's taxonomy places the organism in Eukaryota, Metazoa, Nematoda, Chromadorea, Rhabditida, Trichostrongylidae. The record is from the annotation of a GenBank genome assembly.